Peronospora belbahrii is the source of this 897-nucleotide messenger RNA. The record is from the annotation of a GenBank genome assembly. NCBI's taxonomy places the organism in Eukaryota, Oomycota, Peronosporomycetes, Peronosporales, Peronosporaceae.
AUGACCAACGUCUUCAUCUUUAAGACCGCUGCGUUGGUAGCAACUCUGAUAGGUUGUGCCAACGCGAACCUGGAAACUGUAAAGCUCACGAACUUGUACGGCUCUUCCACCGAGAUUUUUCUCUUUGGAGCCCACGUGAAAUCAUUUCAUGCUGCAAUGGACAAGGACCUUGACCUUUUGUUCAUGUCAAAAUGUAGUAAAAUGGAUGGCAAGCAUCCCGUUCGUGGUGGCAUUCCCAUCGUGUACCCAAACUUUGGCGGUGCCCUGAAGCAACUCGGUGCUGAAAAGCUACCAGGCCACGGUUUUGCCCGUGUUUCUAACUGGACCUUGAUGUGGCCGUUCGAUUUUGAGCUCAAGUACGUGGUAAAGCUACAUGCCAACGCGUUGGAGACAGCUUUGCACGUGCGCAAUACGGACACAAAACCUAUCAAGUUUCACGCACUGCUUCACAAUUAUCUUGCGGUUGACGAUGUGCGCAAGGCAGGCGUCUCGGUGAGUGGUCUCGACGGUGUUGUCUACUUUGAUAAAGUAGCCAAGGUGACCAAGAAGGAGGACCGCAAGUCUAUCAAAAUUAUGGGAGAGAUCGACAACGUGUACAAGAAAGCCCCCGAUAGAGUGACUGCUACCAUCACGGGUGUGAAUGCUGUCGAUCGCUCUGUGGUGGUUGAAAAGUCGGGUUCGAUCUGCAGCGAAGAUGGCAAGGACAAGACGACGGUCAAGACCGACGUUGUCUUGUGGAACCCGUGGGAUGAACGUGCCAAGACGAUGCCGGACUUUGGUGCGGAAGAGUACAACAAAAUGGUUGCCAUCGAACCGGGAUAUGUGGACGAGCAGUUUACUCUUUCGGCCGGCAAAACCUUCAAGCUUCACCAAUCCAUUUCGGUUUACACGUUGUAA